Molecule: messenger RNA, 1827 nt
Organism: Syzygium oleosum
Lineage: Eukaryota; Viridiplantae; Streptophyta; Magnoliopsida; Myrtales; Myrtaceae
Product: receptor kinase-like protein Xa21
Exons: 2
Coding region: 1-1827 (608 amino acids)
Biological process (GO): protein phosphorylation
Molecular function (GO): protein kinase activity; ATP binding; protein binding
Source: RefSeq, a predicted model, not a curated record
AUGGGUUUCUUGAAAAGGUUGAUUUUCCUAAAGUUGAGCAAUAACGAUCUAGUCGGCAGCAUCCCAUCACCGAUCGAAGGACUAGAAAGCCUGCAAAGGUUGUAUCUUGAUAACAACCAUCUUGAAGGACCAAUACCCGAUGAGAUAUGCAACUUGACGAGUUUAGGAGAGUUGCUGCUCCUGCAAAAUAGGAUAUCGGGAUCAAUUCCGAUUUGCAUUGGAAACCUAAGCAGCCUUCAGAAGUUUCUCUUAAGUUCAAAUAACAUGACAUCGGUUAUACCGAUUAGUCUGUGGAGCCUUGAAGAACUCAUCUUCCUCAAUCUGUCACUCAAUUCUUUCAGUGGAGGACUACCACUUGAAAUAGGAAAAAUGAGAACUAUAGAGAGCAUCGAUCUUUCUUGGAACCGACUUACCGGCGCCAUACCGAGUUCCGUCCAGGAGUUGGAGAGCCUUGCUUCUCUCAACUUGUCAAUGAACUCGUUUCAAGGAUCGAUACCGCAAUCGAUCGGCAACCUCAAAGGGUUGGAUUUCCUCGAUCUCUCCUACAAUGAGUUAUCAGGCGCGAUACCCGAGUCCAUGGAAGGACUAACAUAUAUGCAAAAUUUGAACUUGUCCUUUAAUAAGCUAUCAGGAGAGAUUCCUAACGGCGGGCCCUUUGGAAAUUUCUCGGCUCUCUCGUUCAUUAGGAAUGAAGCACUUUGUGGAAAUGCGAUUUUUCAAGUCCCACGUUGCAAAGUAAAUGGAAAGAAAUCACCAACGGACAAGCGGCUCUGUUUACUAUACAUUAUGGUGCCAAUUGUAUCGGCCAUACUUUUAGUCCUCAUUAUUUGCUUGCUUAGAAAGCGCCAGAACACUGGAAAAAAAGCUCCAGUUUCAGUGGAGAACCUGCCUAGAAUUGAACACCCGAUCAUAUCAUAUCGAGAGCUUUGCUCUGCUACUAACAACUUCAGCGAAAGCAAUUUGCUCGGAGCAGGACGCUUUAGCUCUGUAUACAAAGGGACUCUGGCCAACAGGACAGACAUCGCUGUCAAAGUACUUAAUCUCCAUAUCGAAGGCGCUAUGAAAAGUUUCGACGCAGAAUGUGAGGUUUUCUGCAAGAUCAGGCACCGGAAUCUCGUCAAGGUGAUCAGCACCUGCACGAACGCCGAUCUGAGAGCUCUGGUGCUGCAAUACGUGCCCCACGGGAGCUUGGAGAAGUGGCUUUAUUCCAACAACUAUAACUUGCGUCUCCACCAGCGAGUGAAGAUAAUGGUUGACGUAGCAACGGUGGUCGAAUACCUCCACCAUGGCCAACCAAAACCCAUUGUGCACUGUGAUCUUAAGCCUAGCAAUAUUCUUCUAAAUGAAGACCUGGUUGCACAAGUCUGUGACUUUGGGAUCGCGAAGAUUUUGGCUGAGAACAAGCUUGAAACACAGCCCCGAACUCUCGGCACGAUUGGUUACAUUGCUCCAGAGUACGGUUCGGAAGGAAAAGUCUCGACAAAAGGAGAUGUCUAUAGCUUCGGCAUAUUGUUGUUGGAAGUGAUUACUAGGAAGAAGCCAACCGAUGAAAUGUUCAAUGCGGAUAUGAGCUUGAGGCGAUGGGUAGGCGCAGCGAUUCCAGACAGAGUGUUGGACAUCGUGGAUAGCGAACUCCUUAGCACAAAACAUGAAGAUCUGACGCUCCCGGAAUUCAAGAGGAUAGUCUUAUCGAUCCUAGAGUUAGGACUUGAAUGUUUGAAGGACUUGCCUGAGGAAAGAAUGGACAUGCAAACUGUCAUUAUUAAGCUCAACAAGAUUAAGUUGUCACUUCCUAGACAAGAAAAUAAGGUGGAGAGCAGUACGUAG